Amaranthus tricolor (Joseph's coat) is the source of this 1081-nucleotide messenger RNA. RefSeq names its product putative axial regulator YABBY 2. Gene Ontology annotation, cellular component: nucleus. NCBI's taxonomy places the organism in Eukaryota, Viridiplantae, Streptophyta, Magnoliopsida, Caryophyllales, Amaranthaceae. The transcript is spliced from 6 exons. The record is from RefSeq and is a predicted model, not a curated record. Bases 327 to 902 code for a protein of 191 amino acids. Gene Ontology annotation, biological process: multicellular organism development; cell fate commitment.
UAAAUUUUGGUACGAGUCCCUCCCACUCUCUUUGAUCCUUUCCCAACCGACCAGAGUUUAUGGACUAUAGUAUGUUAGAGCUAAUUGCUCUCUUUACUCUUAUAUAGUUAUUAUUAGGAUUAUCUCUUUCCUUGUCCAUCUUUCUGAUCUAUUAUCUCACCAUUAACUUUCAUUUCUCCUUUCUCUCUCCCCCUUUCUUUCUCUCUCUAAGAUUGAUGUAACCUAGGCAAAAAUUAUCAACAUUUUAUCUAAUAUAAACUUCUUAUUCCUGUUAGAAACUGAAUACUGAUAAAAAUUCAGACCUAUAUAAAAUUAUUAUAUAAUCAAUGGACUUCAGUACUUCAUCAGAACGGGUCUGUUAUGUGCACUGCACUUUCUGUAACACCAUUUUAGCGGUGAGUGUCCCUUGCUGCAGUAUGUAUAAUUUGGUAACAGUGAGAUGUGGUCAUUGUGCCAAUCUUCUUUCUGUUAACAUAGGACUUUCUCCACCACCUGUCCCUCUCCAAGACAAUUUCCAUUUGUUGAGGCAGCAAUACUAUAAUAAUCAAGAUAAUAUGAGCAAGGACAGUAGUUUAUCAGCUGCUUCAUCUUCUUCAACUAUUACUACACUUGCUUCUGAUCAGCUUGAAAAUCUACAGCCUCGACCACCACCCAUUCGUCCCCCAGAAAAAAGACAACGUGUUCCUUCAGCUUAUAAUAAAUUUAUAAAGGAGGAGAUCCAAAGGAUAAAAGCCAGCAAUCCCGAAAUCAGUCAUCGAGAAGCUUUCAGUGCUGCUGCUAAGAACUGGGCACAUUUUCCUCAUAUUCACUUUGGCUUAAAUCUGGAUGGACAAAGACAAGCAAGAUUGGACCAGGCAGUUGAUGGGGAAGGGACAAAUAACAAGUCUCAUGGAUUCUACUAAUCACUCUCUAUUAAUUCUACUUUUCUUCUUUUUUUUUUUUUUUUUUUUUUUUUUUUUUUUUGUCAUCACACAGAACUCAUUAAUUAGCUAUGCUCACCAAAGCUAAGCUAAUUUUGUUCAUCAUGUCUUUAUACACACUAAAGUGACUAUAUUUAUAAUACUAAUUAAUGUUGUUAUCA